AUGUCUGGAUCAAGCGAGAAGGAAGCUGUGCAGAUGGCGGAGCAAGUGGACAACACCGAGAACCUCAAACAUAGCCGGACUGUUGACACUGUCCACAAUGACGAGGCCCUGAGGGUUCUGGCCAACUAUGAUGGUGAGCAACACUGGGAGGAGGCGGAGGAGAAGAAGUUGCGUCGUAAGAUCGACUGGAGGCUUAUGCCAGUCCUCUGUAUGACAUAUGGGCUCCAGUAUUACGACAAGGCCAUGCUUUCACAGGCUGCCUUGUUCGGCCUCAGGACCGACCUCGGGCUGACAGUAGGCGAUCGCUACUCGUGGACAGCUUCUAUCUUCUACUUGGGCUUUAUCGUCGGUGCAUAUCCUACCAUGGUGCUGGCACAGCGGUUCCCGAUCGAGCGCGUAGCCUCCGCCAUAGUUGUACUCUGGGGCUUGUGUCUGAUCCUCACGACUGUAUGCACCAACUACCAGACCAUCUACGUCCAGCGGUUCUUCCUCGGUUUUCUCGAGAGCGGCAUCAGCCCCAUGUUCAUGCUCAUCGUUGGGUCUUGGUAUAAGAAGCCCGAACAGGCCAUGCGAAUGGGCAUCUGGUACAGCUGCACCGGUUAUGUGAGCUGCAUCUCCCCACUGAUCAACUACGGCUUCGGCCUUAUCGGCGGUGGCGUCUCGUCUUGGAGAUACAUGUACUUUUUCGCCGGCGCUCUGACAAUCGCUUGGGGAAUCGCCUUGUACUUCGUUCUCCCGUCCGACCCCAUCCGAGCCCGUGGCUUUGAUACCCGCGAGCGCUACAUCCUUGUUGCCCGCCUGAGGACGAACAACUCCGGUGUGCGUAAUACGCAUUACAAGAUGGAUCAGGUGGUCGAGCUCUUCGGGGAUCUCAAGUACUGGCUGCUCUUUUCCAUUGCGCUCCUUUCCAUGAUCGCAAACGGUCCCAUCUCGACUUUUGUACCCAUUAUCAUCAACGGCUUCGGCUUCAGCACGCUGAACUCCCUACUUCUUCUGAUCCCCGCGGGCUUCUACGCGGGCAGUGUCCAACUUCUCAUGCCAUAUUUGGCCAUGAAGCUUCCGAAUGCGCGCAGCUACAUUGUCUUUGUGGCGCAAGUCGGCACCACCAUUGCCGCGCUUCUCUUGUGGCUCUUGCCACUCUCCGCCAAGCCCGCGUUGUUGUUUGCCACGGCCAUUCUGCCAUCGCUGGGAGGUGGCUAUGCUGUUCUAAUGUCAAUGUCGGUCGCUAACACGGCUGGAUAUACGAAGCGGUCAAUCGCAUCGUCGGGUUUGUACAUCGGAUAUUGUCUAGGGAACUUCGUUGGUCCGCUGGCCUUCAAAUCUCAGGACGCCCCGCGCUACGUUCCUGGAUUUAUCGUGGUCGUGAUCACAUCCAUCGCUGCCGGUGUUCUAGCACUAGUGUACAGAUUCGUAUGCGCUUGGACGAAUAGACGACGCGAUAAGGCUGGUAUCAUGGAAGGCUUCGAUCAUGCUUAUGAAGACGACUCUACAGACAUGAAGAACCCCCAGUUCCGGUACAUUCUAUAA
This is a messenger RNA of Neoarthrinium moseri, 1527 nucleotides long. RefSeq lists its product as uncharacterized. The coding region runs from base 1 to 1527 and encodes 508 amino acids. Gene Ontology annotation, biological process: transmembrane transport. Gene Ontology annotation, cellular component: membrane. The record is from RefSeq and is a predicted model, not a curated record. The transcript has 4 exons. Gene Ontology annotation, molecular function: transmembrane transporter activity. Lineage: Eukaryota; Fungi; Ascomycota; Sordariomycetes; Amphisphaeriales; Apiosporaceae.